AAGAUGAACAUCCAGAUUGCGCCCGAGCACAAGCUCUCGUCGGUGGCCCCGCUCAAGGAAUGCAACGUAGAUAAAAAGGAAGUCGAGCUCUUGCUGGUCAAGGACCAGAACGGCGUACAGUACACCAGCUCAUCAAUCGUCCCCGCGUCAAGCCGAUACGCUGGGCCACCCGGGUCUAACUCCGAGGAGGAGCGGGAGUUGUGGGGCAAGAAAAUUGACUUUCUACUCUCCGUCAUUGGUUUCGCGGUCGACUUGGCGAAUGUAUGGAGAUUCCCUUACCUGUGCUACAAAAAUGGAGGGGGAGCCUUUUUGAUCCCCUACAUUCUUUUCUUGGUCAUUGCGGGGAUGCCAUUGUUCUACAUGGAACUGGCCUUGGGCCAGUACACCAGGGAAGGGGCGGCCACUGUGUGGAAGAUCUGUCCCAUCUUUAAAGGCGUAGGCUACACAGUGAUUGUCAUCGCACUUUACGUGGGUUUCUACUACAACGUCAUCAUCGCCUGGUCUCUGCACUACUUGUUCUCCUCCAUGACCCGCGAGCUGCCGUGGCUCAAAUGCGACAACCCUUGGAACAGCCCUAACUGCACUGACCCCAAGGCAAUCAACAGCUCGGUCCUGGGCAAUGGUACCACAUAUGCCAAGUACAAGAUUACCCCAGCAGCGGAAUACUAUGAACGCGGUGUGCUGCACCUCCAUGAGAGCAAAGGUAUCGAGGACCUGGGCCUUCCUCGUUGGGAGUUGUCACUGUGCCUGGUAGUGGUGGUCUUCAUUCUUUACUUCAGUUUAUGGAAAGGUGUCAAGUCCUCAGGGAAGGUGGUUUACAUCACUGCCACCAUGCCCUACGUGGUCCUGUUUGUGUUGCUCAUUCGAGGAAUCACGUUGCCGGGAUCCAUGGAUGGCAUUCGUGCCUAUCUGCACAUCGACUUUAAGAGGCUCAACAAUCUAGAGGUGUGGAUUGAUGCUGCAACCCAGAUAUUUUACUCCCUCGGAGCAGGAUUUGGGGUGCUCAUUGCCUUUGCUAGCUACAACAAAUUUGACAACAACUGCUACAGGGAUGCUCUUUUGACCAGCACUGUGAACUGCGUCACCAGUUUCUUCUCAGGAUUCGCCAUUUUCGCUGUGUUGGGUUACAUGGCGUACAAACACGGGGUGAAAAUAGAAGACGUGGCAACCGAGGGGGCGGGAUUGGUGUUCAUCAUCUACCCAGAAGCUAUUUCUACCCUUCCGGGCUCAACGUUUUGGGCGAUUGUGUUCUUUAUCAUGCUGCUGACUCUCGGCAUCGACAGCUCAAUGGGAGGCAUGGAGGCCGUCAUCACAGGACUGGCGGAUGAUUUCAAGAUCUUAAAGAGGAACAGGAAGCUGUUCACCUUCGCAACAGCCUUUGGCACUUUCUUGUUUGCAUUGCUCUGCGUGACUAAUGGUGGAAUCUACGUGCUGACACUAUUGGACAAGUAUGCUGCCGGGACAUCCAUUCUCUUCGCUGUGUUGAUCGAGGCCAUUGGCGUCUCAUGGUUUUAUGGUGUGGAUCGCUUCAGCGAAGAUAUCGAAAAAAUGAUGGGCUUCAAGCCGGGACUUUACUGGAGACUGUGCUGGAAAUUCGUCAGCCCUACUUUUCUUUUGUUUGUGGUCAUUGCCAGCACGGUGACCUCGUCAGGCCUCAAGUAUGAUGAAUAUAUCUUCCCCCAUUGGUCCAACGUUUUGGGAUGGGGCGUGGCCAUGUCCUCGAUGAUUUUUGUGCCCGUCUAUGCUGUGUACAAAUUCUGCAGCGUGCCAGGAACCUUCAAAGAGAAAAUAGCCUAUUGCAUCACUCCCGAACAUGAACAUCACUUGGUGGCGGAGGGAAACAUACGGCAGUUUAAACUCAGGCACUGGUUGGCCAUCUGA
Molecule: messenger RNA, 1881 nt
Organism: Nerophis lumbriciformis (worm pipefish)
Lineage: Eukaryota; Metazoa; Chordata; Actinopteri; Syngnathiformes; Syngnathidae
Source: RefSeq, a predicted model, not a curated record